This is a messenger RNA of Oncorhynchus mykiss (rainbow trout), 4665 nucleotides long. Its product is annotated as zinc finger protein 541. The record is from RefSeq and is a predicted model, not a curated record. Gene Ontology annotation, biological process: negative regulation of DNA-templated transcription; regulation of transcription by RNA polymerase II. Gene Ontology annotation, molecular function: transcription corepressor activity. Gene Ontology annotation, cellular component: histone deacetylase complex; transcription regulator complex. Lineage: Eukaryota; Metazoa; Chordata; Actinopteri; Salmoniformes; Salmonidae.
AGAGCUUUCUAAUUGGUGAUAUAUAGCUAGCUUUCUCAUGAAACAGCACCAUAAAUAACGUUACUGCCUUUGACCACAACGUCAACUUCUUCGCCUUGCUAGCUAGCUAGCUAACUGUUACUCUCUAGUAGCAUAGGAAAUUCUGAGGUGAUUCUGUUUUAGUAGCUAGCUAGCUAAGUUUGCUUACUACCAUGUGGAUGAAGAUCUUUCAGCCAACCAGAUAGCUAACGGUAUGUCAAAGCAGAUUUAAAAUAAAUAACGUUUAGCUAAAACACAAUUUGUUUAGCGAAUUAGCUACUUGAGGCGAAUCAUUCACCAAUUGGAACUAACAGUUAACGUUAGUACUGUAACAAGCAAGCACCUCUUUCUAGCGUUUAGCUAGCUAGCUCGCUUAUUGAUUAACCAAUAAGUUAUUGAUUAACCAACCGAAUUUUUUUCACCCAAACUGUUAACCUAAAUCCAAUGACAUGGUGACAUUUGUUAUAGAUUUUACGUUCACGUUAGUUGACAUCUCAACCAAAUGUAAAUCAAAACUAGACCAUGACGUCUGUGCCCAGUGAGUAGACUCCACAUGCUGUUGGGCUUAAGUUACUGUUUGUCCUUUACCCUACAAAUUAACACAUGUCAAGUAAUUAACUCCGUUCAAUGACUGGUACCUUGUAUUUUGUUUUAGACAACAUGACUGUGUGUAACGUUAAAGUUACUGUCAAUGAAGGAAGUAACUACAUUUGGUUGCAGAUAUGGCAAACAAGCAGACAUACUGUAUCAGGGCCUCUUAAGAGAGACAAUGUUGGAGACUGAGGAAUGCACCAAGGGGUGUUUCCCCCCCCAUUCUACCAGUGAGCACUUCACUAUUGAUGAUGUUGACGUCCUCAACACCCCCAACCCACCACUUCCCUUCUCGCACCCAUUUCACCCAGAGCCUUGGAUGGGAUGUGAGCCAAAUAGAAACAUGGAGAUUGAUAACUCCUCUGGUCCUGUCAUCGUGGGAGAGGGCACUCUGUUGGAGCCAUUUUCAUUGACAGUACCUGUCAGGUCUUCACCUUAUGAGUGUACGCUCUGCCAUAAGAUGUUUGGAACAGCCAACACACUCAACAAACAUUUACUGACCCACCAACAGGAAAGACCACAUGUUUGCCCCAUCUGCCAACGAGCAUUUAAACGUCAUGAUCACCUCAAUGGCCAUAUGUUGACCCAUCAGAAACGCAAGCAGUUCCGAUGUGCUGAACCUGGGUGCCAGAAGAGCUACUGUGAUUCUCACUCCCUGAAGCGCCACUAUAUCUCUCAGCAUGGUCUCCCUCUCAUCCCGCCCAUGUCCCAAAGCCCCCCGAAACCAAGCCACCCAGCCCACUCUGCUACUACCCAGUGGGAGCAUGUGGAUAGUGCUGCAUAUUUGGGAGGUUCGACAGCUCACUGUAAUUACCGUCCCAUGUUCCUGACCCAACCCAAACCGACAUCAGACACUCAACAGAAGGUCGCUGAUUACUCUGGCUUUUUCAGCUUCAACAGUUACAAGGGGUUUGCUCCUCCAAGUGGCUUACAACUGAACAACUACUCAGAGCAGAACAUCUCUCAGUCAAGGCCUAUCUUAGUCCUGGACACCUGGAUGCAGCAGUCUGACAAAGGUCCUUGUAGUGAGUGCCCAGGCGAAUUAAAUCCACCCCAGUGGGCCCCUGAGCCUAGUAACAUCACUGCUACUUUACCAUCACUACUUCCUGGAGUGGAUGGCCCAAGUCCUCAUGGCUGGGAGAGUGUAGUUGACUUCCCUGUAUCUGACCUCCAAGUGCUUGAAGAAAUGUUGUCCUGUCAUCCCUGUAGUGAGGCUGGUAACCGGGAGUGUUUAGUGAAGCCAGCGUCCCCGGAGAAGAGCUACUCUCCAUCUAAGCAGGAGCAGUCGACUUAUGGCCAGAUGAACUCGGAUGGAAAACCCCAAGUUAACACUCAGCUGCACUCUUUUGAACCAACAGCAAGCUCAGAUUCCAGUGUAACAUCUAUGUCGUUUCCCAACACUGUUUUCAUCCACUCAAGCUCAAGUCUUCCAAACAAGCCCAACCCAGUCCCACCUAUCCCGCCGCCACCAGCCAUCGUCCUACCCUGCCUCUACAGUGUGCAGAAGUCAGAGACUUGCAAUACAAAGAGCGACAGUAAGAGAAAGAGAGAGAGGAGGAAGAAGGGGAGGACUGUAGAGCUUCCUGCUCCACCUCUCCCCACACCUCGCCCCACCUCUCUCCUGGCUCCCCGACGUCCCCGCCCUCGGCCACACUACCUCGUCUCUCCAAGCCAGGUGGCUAUGGCCUCUUUUAGCUCAGACAGCAACCCUCGGCAGACCUUCCAGGGAAGAAAUGUCAGUGUGCCAGGAGAGGGACAACAGUGUAGUGACGGGAUAUUCCCUAGCUUUCACAAGACAGAACAGAGCUACAAGGCCAGGUCCUCAAGUAGACCAUGUGCACCCUCUAUUAAAAUGGAACCUUACUCUCCAGAGCCUGGAGAGAGAGCACCACAGACUCAGAGGUCUCCAUCUAGAACAGAAGACAUGCCUCUGUCUCCUUUGGUCAUCCCUGUUUCAGUUCCAGUCUCUGCGAAGACUGAUCCUGACACUCCUUCAUCACUCAAUGCAGAGAACCCUCAGAAUGGUUCAGGGAGGUCAAAGAGGAGCCGACGUCUUGACUUCAUGAAGACUCUGAUCAUUCCUCCCCCCAUGCUCCCACAGCCGUCCCCACGGAGGCUCCUAGGCGAGGAGGGUGGGGGUGCUCCCUGGUGUCGUGCAGCAGGCGGCUACCCCAGUCAGCUACGCUCCCCCAUGUACCUGGCAGACCACCUGCUCAACCCCAGCUUCCAGCCUCCUCCUUACACACCCCCACCCAUGCUGAGCCCCCUACGCCCAGGGACCGGCCUGUACUUCAGCACAGUGCCUUGGCUUCACCCCGGCCCUCCUCUGCCCAGCAGCUACACCGCCUCUUUGGAUGGAGCUGAUGGAAUCUCCUUGAUGAUGGACGACACAGUGGUCAACAUAGAGCCGAGAAUCAACGUGGGCCAACGUUUCCAGGCUGAGAUCCCACCCAUUCGUAACCUGCUUCUAAUGCUAUAUGACGAGCACCCUGCUCAGCUUGUCUGGGCUCCAUGGGGAGACAUAUCCAGCAACGUGGAAACACAAAAAGGGGUGACUAAACUGAUAGACUUGUGCUGUUCCAGUGUGCUGCCAGGAGGGGGCACCAACACAGAGCUGGCCCUCCACUGUCUGCAUGAGGUGCAGGGAGACAUUCUGGCUGCACUUGAUUUACUGUUAGUCAGGGGAGACUUCCGUUCCUCAACACACCCUUUGUGUGACUAUCACUACCCAGGUUCAGAUGAUUGGAGUCCUCAAGAGAAGAAACUAUUUCGUAAAGCGCUGCUCACCCAUGAGAAGGACUUCCAGCUUAUUCACAGUGUGUUACAGACUAAGUCCGUGACACAGUGUGUGGAGUACUACUAUGCAAUGAAGAAGCUCAAGAAGUUCAAGCAACGCAGUCGAGGAUCAGACAAAAAGGAAGCAGUUGGUGAAGAGCUUCAGAUGGAGUCACCUGGCUGUUGUGAGGACAACCAUGUGGGACGGAGAGUGCCCAGGAGGACACUUACUAAACCAGGGAACGGGACUAAAGGGGUACAGGAGGAGCAGACUACCACAGGAGGUGCUUUGGAGUACAUCUGUCGAGAGUGUGGGCGGGUAUUUGACAAGGUGAAGAGUCGUAGUGCUCAUAUGAAAACCCACCGGCAGCAGGAGAGGGAGUGGCUGACCAGGUAUGUCUGGCCUAUGGGCUGCCCUGCAGACAACCCUCAUCAAGGAGAUCCCGGCCAGGACUCUGCCAAGGUGCCUUUACUCUACUGUACGAGAGGAAUCCUCUAUAGUACAUAGUGGUGAGCACAGGACUGUUUCAGUUACUGGCAAGUCAAGUAUAUGUCGAAAUCUUACACAUGACCGAAAUUCACUCACUAUGAAUUCAUAUUGGCAGGUAUUUAUUGAAAAUCACUUUAAAAUAAUGUUUACCUAAAGAAAGCAACAACAAUUGAUGUUUUUUUCUCUCCAAAAAACACACCCUACUUUACUAUAAGGUUUAGAACUUUAUGUGAUGUUGCAUUCGUGUUCCUUGUCAUUCUCUGUUGUUGGACAACACGUUCUGUUAUUGUUGGUUCACAUUGUCCUAAAGUUUCUAAACAGCAUGCUCUUUUUAAGCAACCUGAAAUCCUUGCUAAAAUAUCCUGUGCUUUUAAUUACAUUUGCAUCAAUAUGAAAGCCAAAGUUUGCCUGGUAUGUUCAAUUGAAUAAUCCAUUGUAAAAUAAUUCAGUUAUUAUAUGAGUUAUUACUCUUUGUAAACAACGACAAGACAUUGACAAUUGGUCAUAAAAAAUGCAUAUGAAUCAGGGUUAGAUCCUGGGCAGCUGAGAACAGAGAAUUUAUUUACUGAACUGUGGCCCGCUCCUCACAAACAGUUUUGGCCUGAGUUUAACACUUCUGGAUUGGAUCUUGUGUUAUGUUCUUUAAGUUAAAAUUCUUGAUGAACAAUCCACUAGUUCAGAACGAGUACGGGCUUUACCUGACUGGCAUGUCCUCUAUGUGAGAGUGUUGAUGAAAGUUAAACUUGUUGUCUCACUCAGGUGUUGUUUUAAAAUAAAUGUGUUUGUCUGAA